Messenger RNA from Archocentrus centrarchus (flier cichlid), 2938 nucleotides. It is a transcript of the gene shisal1b, whose product is annotated as shisa like 1b. The transcript has 5 exons. The coding region runs from base 470 to 1054 and encodes 194 amino acids. NCBI's taxonomy places the organism in Eukaryota, Metazoa, Chordata, Actinopteri, Cichliformes, Cichlidae. The record is from RefSeq and is a predicted model, not a curated record.
UUUCAUCUCUCUCUCCCUCUCCUUCUCUCUCUCACCACACUCUCAGUCACUGAGCUCUAACGAAUGGGGAUACACCGCCAAGGAGGACUUAGGGGUGAGAAGAGUGUGUUUCUUUUCUUCUCUGGUGUGUUUUCGUUCUCUUCCGCCUGGCUUCCCUCAUGAGCUGUUAAUUCCAGCCCUGGUCCUGAGGAUGAGGAGGAUCUAUUUGUGAGGAAGACACAACAAAGGAAGAGAGAACAAGGAGCAACAGGGUGGCAAAUUCUGCAAGCAGGAGUGAGCAAGAAGAUCUUUUCUUUUCCUCCAGGCUCAAGCAAGGAGCCCUGACUCUAAGCAGCAGCCAUGUGAGAGAAGCUGUCAGCGAGCAGAGGAUGCCCACGUCCAGCUAAAACAGAACAGCCCUUCCCCCCUUCCCCUCCCUCUCCCCCUACCCUCCUGCUCCCUUCACUUCUUCCCACAUGAGGACAGGAAGAUGACUAUCUCCAGCCGGCAGUCCUUCAAUGUCCUGACGGUCAUCUUCCUCCUGCUGUCCACUGCAGCCCUCUCAGCUCAUUACCGAGUGUGUGAACCCUACUCUGACCACAAAGGGCGGUACCACUUUGGCUUUCACUGCCCACGACUCUCAGACAACAAGACCUACAUGUUCUGCUGCCACCACAACAACACCGCCUUCAAGUACUGCUGCAACGAGACCGAGUUCCAGCUGGUCAUGCAGGUCAACCUCACCACCACAUCUGAUGGUUAUGCACACAAUAAUUAUACAGCCCUGGUUGGUGUGUGGAUCUACGGCUUCUUCGUAAUGGUGCUGCUGGCUCUGGACUUUCUCUACUACUCAGCCAUAAACUACGAGCUGUGCCGGAUCUAUCUGGAGAAAUGGGGUCUGGGGGGACGCUGGCUGAAGAAGGCUCGGAGUCAGUGGCACAGGUCCAUGCCGGAGGAGAGCGAAGCCCAGGCUCAAGCCCAGCCCAUGGUCCCCAGCCACUUCCAGCCCAGACACAGCCUCAGAGGGGAGAGCCACAGCCCUACGCUCCUUCCCUACAACACAUCCACUGCAUGAAUGAUGCUGCGGGUGGAUAAACUGAAGAGUAGCAACACCUGGCUUCCUUACAUGGUACAGAGGAGAUGUUCCCCAGUCACCCCUCUCUGGACCACAAACACAGCAUCACUGGUGGGCUAGCCAUACCGUAGUAGCUAGAAGUGACUACUGCCCCUUUCUAAUGAGCACAAAAUACCCACGGACUAACAGAAGCAGGUGAAAUAGCUGACAAAAGCCUGCAAAGCCACACAGAGGAAUGUAUUGCUGCUGCUACAGCAGAGGAGAGAUGGAGGCAUUUAUCUGCUUAUAGGGUUUAACCGAUCCCCUAAAGUGUCUGCCAAAGGCCUGGAGUACCCCAAACAAAUCCAAGCUGAACUGGAUAAACUGUACUUGCAAGUGAGAAAGCUUGCCUGUUAAAAAAAAAAAAAGAAGAAGAAAAGAAAAGAAAAAAAAAAGAAAAAAGCUUCUUUCUAGAUAUAAAAUGUUUAUUAAACUGCUGUGUCACUUUGUGUUCAGUAGCAGUUAGACACAGUUGUGGGUUAUCUAUUUGGUGAUUUAUUUAUGUGAACUAGUCAGAGAAAUACAUGAGUGGCUAACAAUCUGAAUAUGUAAUGGCUUAGGUUGAUGCUGAGCAUCUCACUUAGAGUAGAAUGUUUUUGUUACCUACUGAAACCAGACUAAAUGCCUCUGCAGCCACGUUGAAAAACAAAUACCUUUGUGUAAAAAUGUUGUUGGUCUCCUUUCUGCAAAACAAGUAAUUUCUUUAAACAGUUUCCGAAAGGGACGUAACGCCAUAAAGUUAAACUGCCGAAGCUCUAACACGAGGGUUUUCUCUCUUCACACAAACAUUAAUGAGGAUCAGGGAUGCCUUCACAACAGCCACAGUCUUUAUGCUAAUUUAAACAUAUCCUUAUCCCUUGGCAGUGAGUCUACAGACUUAAUUGAAACCCUUACUUAUAAAAUUACGAGUGUGUUACAGUUUUCCAUAACAUCACCCGCUGACCUAUUUGACCUUCCUCAUUACUAGGGCUGCCUGAGAUCAGCUUCAUUAGCAAUAUGAUGCAAAAUAAUAUCCAUUACUUUCUUUAUAUGAAGUGUUCCAUAUCCCACAUUGGUAACAGGUAACUGUAAGUAACUAGCCAUAAUAGAAAAUGUUUCCAAAAGAAAUAUCAGUUAAGCCCCCUUCACUGCCAGCAAUAAUGUACAGUAGCCUAACCGAAGGAUGACAUGGUAUGUAAAUUUCAGUCAGAGCCAGUUAAAUGAGCAAUGGAUAAUCACUGAGGUGUAUCACAGAAAUUUUGGCUCCAUUUGCAUAUGAUAAGAAGGUGAUGUCAGUGAAAUGGAGAUACAAUAUUUCUUUUUUUUGUGUCACCUCUAUAAGACAAAAGACUGAGUAUUUCUGACUAAAGGAAACUCUUGCACACUCUCAGCAUAUUUCCUAGUCCAAACUGUCAUCUUUUCAAACAGUCACUGAUAACAUAUUUAUUUAAAUUCUUUGUUUUAUUUAACCUCAGCCAAAACCAAGGAGGGAGUUAAUAUGUGGAAUUUGGGAUUGACAAAAAAGUGAAGCAAUUAUUAAACUGUUUAAGAUAUGGCUGCAACUAAAGAUUUUUAUUUAAUUAUUGAUGAAUCUGCCUAUUACUUUAUCACCAGAUGAAUGAAUUGCUUGGUCUGUGUUUCAGAAAAGUGAAAAUAAUGAAUUUAUCAAUAUUUAACUGUCACAAUGGACAAAGAAAAGCAGCAAAUCUCACAUUUGGAAGAUGAAACUAAGGGAAUGUUGGUCAUGUUUGUUUUCAAAAUCAAUAAAUGAGCUGAUUGGGUUUGGGGGAAAAGCAAGCAAAGCAGGUGCUGGUGCCAGUUUUUAAAUGAGUGACAGUGUGUGAAGACCAGGUGAACAGGAGGUAG